ACCGAGCGACUUUCCUACGGCAGGCAUGCGAGUUCCAUUCUCCCUCGUGAACCGGUUAUGUCAGACGCGGCGCGCACGCACCUGUUGCCAGGUGAGGUGGCGGGAGCAGCGAAAGCGCGUGGGUCUGACCGACGUCGACGACGACACCGACCUUCUCCAGAUGCGCUGAAGUCCAACGUCCACUUCGCCUCUCAGGUCAGGCGGUCAGUUAGUGCUGCUUUGUGAAGUUUGACCGAAAUACAGUAGCCUAAUAGGCUAAUCCGCCCUUCCACCACUAUAGUGUUGAGGAUGAGAAACGAUUUACGAAUCUAAUCAGACAGCGUUUGCAGAAGCACAGCUGGUUAGCGGGUGACCUAUUUGCCGGUGAGGAGAGGAGCAGAGAGGAGAGGGCAGGUAUGGCCAACGAGACCCCCGAGGACACGCCCUUUGUAGGACAUGGCGCCUCAGAGGAGCCUGAGGUGAUUGACACAGGUGGACACAGGUCUGUCUGUCAGGUGAGUGAUACAGGUGGCUCAGGUGUUCUGUCUGUCACUGCGCCCCAAGUCCCGCCCACCAACUACAAGCAGCGGCUAGAGGAGUUCCGGAAGCUUUUCAAGGAGGGGGAGUCUAACGAGGCAGCGGAAUCUAACGAGAUCCUAAUUACAGAUUACAACUGUGCUCUCCAGAAGGACAUCCUCCUACAGGGAAGACUCUACCUUUCGGAGAAUCUACUGUGUUUCUAUAGUAACGUCUUCAGGGGAACUAAGAUCGUCCUGAAUUUGGGGGACGUCACUAUCGUCACUAAAGAGAAGACAGCACGCUUGAUCCCCAACGCCAUUCAGAUCUCUACCAGCAAUGAGAAGCUGUUCUUCACGUCAUUCGCUGCAAGGGAAAAAUCCUUCCUCAGCAUAUUCCGCAUGUGGCAAAAUGUCCUGUUGAAUAAGCCCCUGUCGCGGUGUGAGCUUUGGCAGAUGGUGAAACAGCACUAUGGAAAUGACCUGGGCCUGACACACGAAGACAUGGAACAGCUGCAGUUAUCACCUGAUGCCAGCACACCUGUACAGACCAGUAUGAGAUCUGAGGACUCCUCUUCUUCUCGUCUGGAGCGCCCCACCACCCUUCGUCUCCACCAGGGGGAGCCCUCCUCCAUCGAGGCCUCGACUCCUGUUGGGGACGACACGCAGUCAUCACUGGGCCAGCACAGCACGCUCUCUCCCAACGCUGAUGAGAGUCGUGGUACCCCCCUCUCUCAGCGUAGUGCGAUGGCGUUUCUGGAUCGGCAGAGUAGUGAGCGAUCGUCCAAACGCUCCAAUCUGGACCUCAACGCCAACGAGGACCGACUGUCCCAGCACAGCGGAUCAGAGACCACAGAGGAACCAGAGCCAGCAGGUGAGGAUCGUGACAGCGAUGCGCAGGUGCAUGGUCGUCUCUUUGUGAACCGUGUUUUCCACGUCAGCGCGGAGAAGAUGUUCGAGCUGCUCUUCACAGAUUCUCCCUUUACACAGCGAUUCAUGCGGAUACGCAAGAUCACAGGAGCGACUUCGAGUCCCUGGGAGCGCAAUGCCUCCGGCUGCAUGAAGAGAAGCCUAAACUACACCAUCACUAUCACCAAUCCUCUCGUAGGGAAGUUCUCUACCGCCACAGAACACCAGACGCUGUAUAAGGAUGGAGGUGAUGGUCAGUACCUGGUGGACGCGGAGGUCUACACGCAUGACGUCCCCUAUCAUGACUACUUCUAUACUGCCAACAGAUACUGCAUCAUACGCACCUCCAAAAGGAAAUGCAGACUUAGGAUCUAUACUGAUGUGCGUUAUAAGAAGCAGCCCUGGGGUCUGGUCAAGUCAUUCAUCACCAAGAACUCCUGGAGCGGCCUGGAGGAAUACUUCAGACGACUAGAGGCAGAGCUCCUGGAGGAGGAGGUGGAGCUGACUCAGGGAGCAGGGGAUGCUGGGAAGAUGGCCGCCAUGCGACGCCGGAGGAGAACGUACAGCAGAGGUCUUCAGGAUCACAUGAUGAUGAAGCCCAAUAACAACUAUGGAGCUGAUGCAGAACCACACAGAGAUGGCAGCAAUGGGCCGAUGGACAUGAAGGGGCCUCACCGCUGGAACAUCAACACCAUCGUAGCCGGGAUGAGCCUGAUUCUGCUAGUGCUGACGGUGUUGAAUCUGGGCCUGUUCUUCAAGCUGUGGGCCAUGGAGGAUGUGGCUCAUCGCAUGUACCUGAGCACCAAGCACCGCAUGAGGGAGAGAGCUGAGGCCAGUGUGGGUCCAGACCUGGGUCCUCGGCAGGCAACCGUCCACCGUGCACAUGAGGACAUGCACCUACUGCGCUCAGUACUGCAAGACUCUAUAAACUUACUGGAACAGCUGCGGACCUCUCUGGUGGUGUUGCAGAGGAACUUCCAGGUACACAACAGGACCAAUACUCACCUUUGACAUUUGACACCUCUACAACAGGACCACUACUCACCUUUCACCUUUGACACCUCUACAACAGGACCACUACUCACCUUUGACCUAUGACCCCUUUAUAACAGGACCUCUACUCACCUAUGACCUCCUCCCCAUCCCCAUGUUGACAUACGGUACUUCCCCUCCUCCUUUGAAAUGGUAUCAUCUGGAGCAGGAUACACAGCAAUGUUCUACACACUACACUACUACGACAGCAGGGCUACACUGCUAAGAUGCCCUAUCUGACAUCUCCCUUUUUUAGCCAUGACUCAAUGUCCUGUGAUCUGGCACCUGCAGCCCCUGCUAGCGUUCCCGUGGCGAUGUGUAUGA
Messenger RNA from Engraulis encrasicolus (European anchovy), 2759 nucleotides. RefSeq names its product GRAM domain containing 1c (gene gramd1c). Gene Ontology annotation, cellular component: endoplasmic reticulum-plasma membrane contact site; endoplasmic reticulum membrane; plasma membrane. The record is from RefSeq and is a predicted model, not a curated record. NCBI's taxonomy places the organism in Eukaryota, Metazoa, Chordata, Actinopteri, Clupeiformes, Engraulidae. The transcript is spliced from 19 exons. Gene Ontology annotation, molecular function: cholesterol transfer activity; cholesterol binding. Gene Ontology annotation, biological process: intracellular sterol transport. Bases 396 to 2414 code for a protein of 672 amino acids.